CUGGGAUCCUUACACCAGGAAGAGGAAGCAGGAAGAGAAAGGCCCUCCCAAGUAGAAGAGGAAGGAAGACAUAGCUCUCAGAGGCCCCUACAGCUUUUAGUAGUCACUGUAUCCUGAAAGAGACAUUGGGGGGAGGGCAGGGGAGGAAGAGGAUCUGAGCCCACUUUGAGAUCUGAAGAAGAUAAGAAAAAGGACACAAACAGAAGAAAAGAAAGAGAGAGCUAGACAUUGAAUACCUGCCAAGAUUAAAGACAAGACUGAGGUUAAGAAGUCAAGGUUGGUGUGAACAUAGAAGCAGAGGACCACAUAUCACUUUGAGGACCAGGGGAUUUCUCAGACUGACAAUUCUUCCAAAGUGAGAGAAGUGAGGGCCACCCAGGUCAGUACCCUUGCUAUGCGCUGUUGUCUCAUUGUGGGUGUUGCUCUUGGCCUCCUGCUAACACCCUUGAUUGAGGCCAGGCGCUGCUACUAUUGUGACAUCGCUAACUUUAGAACAUGUGUGGGUGUCCAGAUAACCUGUGCAGAAGAGAAUGACUGCUACAUAGGCCGUGGUGCAGUCCGUGGUCUCCCAACAAUCAUCAGCAAGGGCUGCUCGAAGGCUAGCCACUGUGGACGAGUGCGACACGUCACAUACAUGGGCACCGCUUACAAUCUGAUUACCUCCUGCUGUCAGGCAGAGCUGUGCAACAUGGGCUCUGAAGUUCAAAACAAGACUCUAAUGGAUGUAGCUGCUGCUGCUGCCACCAACCUGUCUGCUAAGACUUUCCUGAUGGUGUUGCUUUUAUUUCUGCUCUAAGCAUAAGAGGAUGAAUUCCUGCCUUGCUCCAUCUAGGCCCCAUCCUCUGCCCCUCUCCCUACAUCCCUUCCUCAUGUGAAUCGCACCAAUAAAAUAGCUGG
This is a messenger RNA of Phascolarctos cinereus (koala), 897 nucleotides long. The record is from RefSeq and is a predicted model, not a curated record. NCBI's taxonomy places the organism in Eukaryota, Metazoa, Chordata, Mammalia, Diprotodontia, Phascolarctidae.